GACGGUCGCGUCCCUCUCGGUUUUGUGUGCGAGAAUGUGUGUGAAGCGCGCGAGUGUAUAAAAGUGUCUGUGUAUGUGUUAUACGCGCGUAUAUGAAGUCUUUCGCAAUAUCUGUCUCUUUGUUGAAAUCGUAAAAAAUUAAUAAAAUAUUAAAAGUUUUGUUUAAUAUAUGCAAUUAAAUUUUAAUAUUUUUUAUUAAAUAUUACAGUAAAAAUAAAAAUUCCAUCGCGAGUUUUGUGAAGCGAAUACCGACGCCGUCGGGAUGACGACAAAGGCUACUGUACGCUCUUAUCUCGUAAAGGUGGCCAGUAUUGCGGCGGUGGCGACGACUAAACGGUGGCCGGCCGCAUUAUGCCACCAUCCUCACUAAUAUUAUGGGACGCCGCGUAGCAAUCCGCACCGUGGUACGGCAUCGUCGCGUGCGGCAAGCGGAUCACCGCCGUCGUCGCGGACUUGUUGUUAUGGUCGAUUGUGCGGGUCAUCAGCCCGGCGACACGACAUGAUCUCUGGCGUCGACACGACGCUACAACGCAGAAUUGCUCUCGUUACAUUGUUCUCUUAUCCGGCACUUUAUCGUACUGCCAUUACACCGACACUUCCACCUUCACCACCGACACUACCACCGGCGCGUCCAUCAAGUUCAAAAAGCAGAAAUGCAGAUCCUUCGGCGAAACGGCCAGAUCGGUUGUGAUAGUGUGGUGGCGCCGGUUCCGGCGGUACAAUGCGCGCUGCCCGCACCGGCGGCGGUUCCGUUUGUGUCGUUUGGUCGGUGGUGCUUGCAGUGUUGGUCAUGACCGCAACCGGCGCCUCAUCGAAGAGCACCGCCGCAACAGCCUCAGCAGGCACAGCAGAUUCCGCCACGUCAGUCGUUACGGCAUCGCAAUCACCGACGACAAUUGUGUCCACGACUGCGACCACGAAAAUGGACAAGUAUAACGACAGCGGAGAGUGCGAACGCGUGCGAGUGUCUAUCCAGGCACCGGUGUGUACUGGACAAAUCAGCGAGGGUCCAGGCCCGCCUCGAUGUCCGGCUGCGUGUCCAAACCGUUCAGAUAAUAAUAAUAAUAAUGUUAAGAAUAUUAAUCGUCAGUGCCUUGAAUACGCGGACCGGGAUUUGGAGGAAAUGUGCCCGUCCAACCCAGAUGCGUACCGGCGGCCCGGUCGCCUAUCAAGAUACCGGCUCAGACAUUGUUGCCACCAUACGGUCGAGUCUGUGGUCCAACGGGCGUACAAUGAUAGCGAAUCAUGUGCCGCCCAAGUGGCCGAAGCUAUUCGCAUGGACAACAUUGCGGCCGAAAUGUCGUGUCAGUUUAACGAAGUGUUGACUAGGUACGAUUGUGGCCAAAAAUAUUCGUCCAUGUCAUGUCGAAUGUGCCAGGAGUCCUACGCGUUAUGGGCAUGUGCGGCCGUAUUACCACAUUGGACACCGCCUGAUGAACAACUAGACCGUCGGUUCAGGGUCAAGUCCUGUCGGUCACUGUGUCUGGAGACCGAACAGAAGUGUCCGUGGCUACUUCCGGUGGCCGAUGCUAACCCUUAUGCCGGAGAAGCUGCGUUCACUUGUACAGAUCCUGACAUUGGGUAUCAAAUGUCCGCUGUGGACAUAAAGGAAGACUGUUGCUACGAGUACUGCGAUGACGGGCUAUGCAUACGAAAUUCUUCCCUAUGCAUAGACGAUCGACCAGUCAACAGCUUCAUAAGAACCAGAUCAAUAGACCAGAGAAAAGUCUGCAUUCAAAGGGUUCAACAAGAAAUCGAAGGGUCCACGUGCAAAGACUACAGUCUGUCAGACUCUGGCGUUAUUCGUACCUCACCCACAAUAAUACUGCCAUUAUUUCUGGCACUACUAUUACCUCAGCUAGUCCCAACACAGCAAAUAUCUUUCCGGAUAGCACUUCCAGUGGUUACAUGACGAUGAUAAUGCAUAAAAUCGCAUCGAGGCGAAAAUGAACUAAAUAAAAACUAAAUAAAUAUCGAAAAACAUAAUCGAUUUUGCGAAUUCAACGUGAGCAUGUAUCUCGAGCUAGUUUGUUUUGAUCAAACGACAGAACGUGACGUUAACGUUUUGCUUUAUAUAUCUUUAUUGAAGAUACUAAAAUGAAAAUAACUGAUUGAUAGGUAUAAAGAAAAAGUCAAUUUGUACAAUUCAUUUAAACUUAAAAAAAGAACUGGUCGUCUAAGAGACACAAAGUCUUCGGAUCCUAAUAGAGGAAAAACACACACUAGUAAAUUACCAUUUGGUCAUCAUAAUUAUUUUUGUUGGCGCCAGAUUUCUUCUGGUUGGGACCAAUAAAUAAUUUUAAAAGAUUUGUGUUAUUAUUAUUAUUAUUCAUUCAUUCAUUUAUUUAUUUUAGUUUCUAACGCGUGUAAUCACAUAUUUUUUGAUUAUAAACCGGGUAUUGUUUACAAAACACACGUGAUAUUGCGUAUAAAGAUAUUGUAAUAAUAAUUCUUAAACAUCGAAAAAUUUAUAGUAAAGUUGAGACUGCAAUAAAAGUGUAACGUUAUCUGUCAGGUGUAUAACCGGAACUUGUUAUAAAAGAGGGAGUUAGGAAGUGGUUAUGCACGUUGAACGGAUGUAAAAAGCCAAUAGCCGGAUAUUGUUGAAUUAUUUAAUAGAUUUCAGUGUAAAAGAAUGAAGAAGCUUAUAAAUGACUGUACAGAGGGUUAACAAUCAAAAAUUCUGCUGGGAAUUAUCUCGUGAUUGCAAAAAAAACAGACAUUUGUAUUUCGAAAACAUACUACAUUGUAUUCAAAUAAUUUUUUAUAUAAAAGUGGACUUAGUCGUAUUUAUAAAUCACUCGUAAAAAAACUAUUCUUAUCAAAAUUAUGUUCAUAGGUAAAUGUUUAAUAUCAAAUAAUAUUAAUAUCGUUAGAUAUACGAAAAAAAAAAUUCUGAGUGAAUUAAGUAUAACUAUAGAUAAUAUUAAUUAAAAAAAACAUGAGUUCAAGUCAAUACAAUCCUUUAAAUUACAGUCAGAAUGAUAAUUAUGUUAAAUUAUAAUUCAAGAUUGAAUGUUUUAUAAAAAUAUCGUACGAAGUACAUUACUAGAACAGUUCUAGUAGUAUUAUUCACAGGAAUUGUUCUUUCAUGAAUUGAUUAAAGUUAUAUAUUGAAUGGAAAUAUGAAUAGAACAAGAAAAUUAAAAAUAUUACAAUACAAAAAAAUAAUUAUUGAUGUUUAAACUAUAAUUCGUUUUCUGGUGGCCUAAAGUUAUUAAUAAUAAUUAAGAUUUAAAAUUAUUUGUGUGACGCUGGAAGUAGUCAUAUUAUAAGGUGUGUGAUAAUAAAUGUGUAUUUAGCUUUUCUUUUAAAUUGUUAAGAUUAACGUUUUUAUGUUUUGUUUAUUAUUAUUGUUUUUUUUGAAUUAACUCCGAAUUAGGCCUUGAAAAUUUAUUAACAUUUGUAAACGAUUAUGCACAAACAUACAUAGAUCUAAGGAGUUUUUAAGUUUAAUAUUUAUUUAUUGUAAAUCGUUCCUGUUAGAAUUAAAAAAAUCUAUGAAUUGAAUUUAAUUCAUUGUGGUUUAUGUAAAUACUUUCUAAUCUUUGAUAGGUGUAGCAUAAAACAUUGUAAUUAACAAAUAAAAAUUAGUAGAGUUGAUUACUAUAAAUUGACUGGACUAGGUAAUCAUGGUUUCCAAUAAAAAAAGAAGAUAAAUAUAUAUUGAUGGCUAUAUAUAAAUAUAUUAUACAGACUAGCUUUAUUUGUAGGUAGUUCCGUCCAUAAAUUAUUAUAUUUAUAGUUAACGAACAGCGUAUCAUACUAUAGCGGCCUACAAAAUUACUAAAUAUAACUUGACAAUUUAUUUGUUGAUUAAUUUGCAUUAUUUUUGUGUACCUUUCAUUAUAAUUCAUUUAUUUCGUGCCAAUUAUUAAAGUCUUAUUUAAGUCAUUAUUCAUAGAAAAAUGCUCAAUAUACUAUUGUAAUAAUUGAUAAAACUAGAUAAAAAAAAAUGUAUUGUUAUUUCUAUACUGUAAGUCUAAUAUUUUGUGAAAAUAUCUGUAUUAAAAUUAAUUUCUACUUUUUGAUUUUAAAUUUUAAAUUAAUUACUUUUUGGAAAGUGUUCAUUCUUUGAUAUCUUACCAGGAAGCUUUUCGAGUAAGAUCUCAUUAAAAAAAAAACAGAGAUAAAAGCAAAAUUAUAAAAAAAUAAAAACUAUAAUAAAUUUAAAUGUAUUAUGUAAUAUAGUGUUCGGAUACUUAUUGCAAUAUUUAUAAAUAAGACAAAAAUUAAGACGAGACUAUUUACUUAAAAAAUUAUAAUUAUCUGAGAAUUUUGUUAUAAAUAAUUGUACAAGUUAAAAAACCGUAUACUGAAAUAUUCACUUUCUCUAGUGAAAUUUUCUUAUUUUGUUAUUUUCAUUCUUUAUUUAAGUAAAUGUGUAAAAUUUAACUAAAGACAGUUAAUAUAUACAUAAUAACCAUUUAUUAUGAGAAAAAUAAAACGACUUUUAAAAACGUAUCAUGUAUAAAUAAAAAUAUUAUUCAAUAAUUGUCUUUAUUUGUCAGAACACUAUGGUACCAACACGAAUCUAUAUAAAAUAAUUAUUGCAUACAUACAAUUUACUUAACAUCAAGUAUCAAAUAAAUUAGAUAAAGACAGAAAAAAUAAUUACGUUUACAAACCGUCGAAAUACCUGUGAAUAAAAAAAAAGUAUGUUGGUUUUGAGAAGACGUUCUUUAUUUUACUUACAUAUUAACGUGUACAUAGCCAUACAAUUAUAUUUAAUAAAAUCAUAAUUAUUUGUUCUCUUUUUUUGUUCUUAAAUCAUUUAAAUUUUUGUUAAUGUAAUAAAAUAAAUUUUUAAAAUGUUUUAUAGCUUUGUUAGGUAAGUUAUAAUGAUUACCAACUAUUAUGAGUUAAUUUAAAAUUUUACUGCGUGCUCUGUAGAUGAAAAGUUUUAAGGUAUUUUUACACCACUUGAGUAGAGACCAAGGAUUAACCAUUCCAUAGAGGUCGAUUAAUUUAUUAGUAUUAAUGAUGAAACAUUAUUUUAUAUAAUAAUUAUAAUAAUACUAACAAUAACAAUAAUAAUGUAGUUACCUAUAAAUUGACUCUAUGCUUACUGUUAUUGAGUACUAAACCUACACUAAACAUCA
Messenger RNA from Daktulosphaira vitifoliae (grape phylloxera), 5102 nucleotides. RefSeq lists its product as uncharacterized. Gene Ontology annotation, molecular function: stretch-activated, monoatomic cation-selective, calcium channel activity. Bases 722 to 1912 code for a protein of 396 amino acids. Lineage: Eukaryota; Metazoa; Arthropoda; Insecta; Hemiptera; Phylloxeridae. Gene Ontology annotation, biological process: calcium ion import across plasma membrane. The record is from RefSeq and is a predicted model, not a curated record. Gene Ontology annotation, cellular component: plasma membrane. The transcript has 4 exons.